Rotaria sordida is the source of this 219-nucleotide messenger RNA. The record is from the annotation of a GenBank genome assembly. Lineage: Eukaryota; Metazoa; Rotifera; Eurotatoria; Philodinida; Philodinidae.
AUGGUUUUGGAUGAUUUAAAAGUCGAAACAACUGUUAGAAAAAAUAAUGAUUCAGAUUAUACAUCCAGACAUUUACAAUCUCAUUCACCUCAUUGUCUUUAUGAAUGUACCGGUUUUGCUUCUAUGGAUAAUCUUGAAGUAUCAAAUCCACUGUUUUCAACGGAUGCAUUCUAUGAUAAUGGACGAGUGUCGCCGACAUUGCCAUUGAUAACAAAAUAG